AUGUCUUUCAUCGGAGAGGCUGCUCUUUCUAAGCUUUUGGAGCUGUUGCUCGGCAAGUCCAUCGAUGCUGCUCUCAACUUUGUUGCUGAUCACCACCAACUGUACGACCAGCUCAAGGAGUGGAAAUCCAUAUUGCCCGAUAUCAAGGCAGUGCUGAACCACGCAGAGGAGAAGCAGAUCCAGGACGAGGAUGACAUCUUGGACGAGUUUGUCUAUGAACAGUUACGUCUCAAGCUCGACAAAACUCAGGCUCAGGCUCAGGCCAGCACUAGUAUGGUACGGAAACUCCUUCCUACCUGCUGUACCGGUACCAAUUUCACUCCGUCGUCAUUUCAAUUUAAAAAAAGCUAUGAUUCCCAAGAUGAAAGACAUCACCGCUAG
This is a messenger RNA of Hibiscus syriacus, 381 nucleotides long. RefSeq lists its product as uncharacterized. The record is from RefSeq and is a predicted model, not a curated record. The transcript has 2 exons. NCBI's taxonomy places the organism in Eukaryota, Viridiplantae, Streptophyta, Magnoliopsida, Malvales, Malvaceae. Bases 1 to 381 code for a protein of 126 amino acids.